Molecule: messenger RNA, 2787 nt
Organism: Myotis myotis
Lineage: Eukaryota; Metazoa; Chordata; Mammalia; Chiroptera; Vespertilionidae
Gene: RFX6
Product: regulatory factor X6
Exons: 19
Coding region: 1-2787 (928 amino acids)
Biological process (GO): regulation of transcription by RNA polymerase II
Molecular function (GO): RNA polymerase II cis-regulatory region sequence-specific DNA binding; DNA-binding transcription factor activity, RNA polymerase II-specific
Source: RefSeq, a predicted model, not a curated record
AUGGCCAAGGUCCCGGAGCUGGAGGACGCCUUCCCGCAGGCACAGCCGUCGCCCCCACUUGCCGCUGAGCCCCGGGGCGAGUGCUGCGUGCCGCUCCUGAGCAAGGGCCUGCUCGGCUACCCCGGGGGGAGGGUGUACCUGGCGGCCGAGGCGCAGCCGGGAGGCGCGCUGGGCGGCGCGGAGAAGGAAGGCGACCCGGAGCUGCAGACCGGAGUUAAGUCAGAAAUGCAUUUAAGCAACGGCAACUUUUCCUCUGAAGAGGAGGAUUCGGACAGUCACGACAGCAAAGCCAAAGCAGCGGACGCACACCUGUCGCAGAAGAAAACCAUCACGCAGAUGAUGAAGGAUAAAAAGAAGCAGACACAGCUCACCCUGCAGUGGCUUGAAGAGAAUUACAUUGUAUGUGAAGGAGUUUGCUUACCACGGUGCAUCCUUUAUGCACACUAUUUAGAUUUCUGCAGGAAAGAGAAAUUGGAGCCAGCCUGUGCAGCCACCUUUGGAAAGACAAUUCGCCAGAAAUUUCCCCUCUUAACGACAAGACGGCUUGGAACAAGAGGCCAUUCAAAGUAUCAUUAUUAUGGGAUUGGCAUCAAAGAAAGCAGUGCAUAUUACCACUCCGUUUACUCUGGAAAAGGCCUGACCAGGUUUUCUGGAAGCAAGCUUAAGAAUGAGGGUGGCUUCACUCGUAAAUAUUCACUUAGCUCAAAAACUGGAACGCUUCUUCCGGAAUUCCCCAGUGCUCAACACCUUGUGUACCAAGGAUGCAUUUCUAAAGAAAAGGUUGAUACCCUCAUAAUGAUGUACAAAACUCACUGCCAAUGCAUCCUGGACAAUGCAAUUAAUGGGAACUUUGAAGAGAUCCAGCAUUUCUUAUUACACUUCUGGCAAGGGAUGCCUGAUCAUCUCCUCCCCCUGCUUGAAAACCCUGUUAUCAUUGACAUUUUCUGUGUUUGCGACUCAAUUCUUUAUAAGGUUCUUACAGAUGUACUCAUUCCUGCAACAAUGCAAGAAAUGCCUGAAAGCUUAUUAGCAGACAUAAGAAAUUUUGCUAAAAAUUGGGAACAGUGGGUUGUUUCAUCCUUGGAAAACUUGCCAGAAGCUCUGACUGACAAGAAAAUACCUAUUGUGCGAAGAUUUGUAUCCUCUCUGAAGCGACAAACAUCUUUCUUGCAUCUUGCUCAGAUUGCCAGACCGGCUCUCUUUGACCAGCAUGUUGUGAAUUCUAUGGUAUCGGAUAUAGAAAAGGUUGACUUGAACAGUAUUGGAUCUCAAGCCCUUCUCACCAUUUCGGGCAGCACAGACACUGAAUCUGAUAUCUACACUGAACAUGACUCUAUCACGGUGUUCCAAGAACUGAAAGAUCUCCUGAAGAAGAAUGCCACCGUGGAGGCCUUUAUUGAAUGGUUGGAUACUGUGGUAGAGCAGAGGGUAAUUAAGACCAGCAAACAAAAUGGAAGGUCAUUAAAGAAGAGGGCUCAAGACUUCCUGCUGAAGUGGAGCUUUUUUGGUGCUCGAGUAAUGCAUAAUCUCACCUUGAACAACGCAUCCAGUUUUGGUUCCUUCCAUUUGAUCCGCAUGCUUCUUGAUGAAUACAUCCUCCUGGCCAUGGAGACCCAGUUUAAUAAUGACAAAGAGCAGGAGUUACAGAAUUUAUUGGACAAGUAUAUGAAAAAUUCAGACGCAAGUAAAGCCGCCUUCACUGCUUCUCCGAGUUCAUGCUUUCUGGCAAACCGUAAUAAGGCGAGUGCAGUUGCCAGUGACACUGUGAAGAAUGAAAGCCACGUGGAAACAACCUAUCUGCCUCUGUUAUCCAGUCAACCUGGAGGCUUAACCUCUGCUCUGCACCCAUUCCCUGCGGGGAAUGCAGACAGCAUGCCGCUCGCAGGUCAAAUGGAGCUUUCCCAGAGUUCUGGUCAUCUGAUGACACCACCCACCUCUCCAGCCAUGGCCAGUCGAGGAAGCGUCAUUAACCAAGGUCCAAUGGCAGGGAGACCCCCAAGUGUGGGUCCCGUACUGUCAGCCCCGCCACACUGCUCAACAUACCCGGAGCCCAUUUAUCCUACUCUUCCUCAAGCCAACCACGACUUUUAUGGGACCAACUCUAACUAUCAGACUGUGUUCAGGGCGCAGCCUCACCCCCCAUCAGGACUCUAUCCUCAUCGCCCUGAGCAUGGUCGGUGCAUGGCCUGGAGUGAACAGCAGCUCUCCAGAGAUUUCUUCAGCGGCAGCUGUGCUGGGUCUCCCUUUAAUUCUCGGCCACCUUCCAGCUAUGGACCAUCCCCGCACAGCCAGGAUCCACACAGCAUGCAGUUCUUAAAUACAGGAAGCUUCAAUUUCCUGAGCAAUGCAGGGGCUGCCAGCUGUCCAGGAGCAACGCUGCCUCCGAAUUCACCUAACGGCUACUAUGGAAGCAAUGUGAACUACCCAGAGUCUCAUAGACUUGGAUCGAUGGUGAAUCAGCACGUUUCUGUCAUCAGCAGUGUCCGCUCACUGCCUCCCUACAGCGACAUCCAUGAUCCACUUAACAUUUUAGAUGACAGUAGUAGAAAGCAGACCAGCUCAUUUUAUGCAGACACAUCGCCUUCAGUUGUAUGUCGAACUCCAGUAGUAGCAUCCAGCUUGCAAACCCCAAUUCCUUCCUCUUCAUCCCAGUGUAUGUAUGGAACCUCUAAUCAGUAUCCAGCUCAAGAAACCCUGGACUCCCACGGAGCAAACGGGAGAGAAAUGGUGUCCUCUUUGCCACCCAUCAACACUGUGUUCAUGGGAACAGCAGCUGGAGGCACUUAA